This is a messenger RNA of Synchiropus splendidus (mandarinfish), 6579 nucleotides long. It is a transcript of the gene jarid2b, whose product is annotated as jumonji, AT rich interactive domain 2b. NCBI's taxonomy places the organism in Eukaryota, Metazoa, Chordata, Actinopteri, Syngnathiformes, Callionymidae. The coding region runs from base 486 to 4574 and encodes 1362 amino acids. The transcript has 17 exons. The record is from RefSeq and is a predicted model, not a curated record. Gene Ontology annotation, biological process: chromatin remodeling. Gene Ontology annotation, molecular function: DNA binding; histone demethylase activity. Gene Ontology annotation, cellular component: nucleus.
UACGCUGUUCCCUUUGUGACUUCACAACCACCCAGUGGGUCUGGAAGAGAGGCACAAGCUAAAUUCAAAACAGUAAAGGAUUUAUGUCUCUACCAUUAUCCUCUCUGCUCAAUCCUCUUUGUAUCCUUUGCACCUGUUAUUGUCUUUGAUUCAGGAAACUGCCCCCUAGCCCGUUUUGUUUUCUGAGUUGCUCACUAAAUUCCCAAUUAGCACUCCCUCAAUUGGAUGUCAGCGAUGUCAAGUCUGGCAGUUUUCCGCCCCGGGCUAUUGUUUCUAGUUAUUUAUUCACUGAAGUGGCUACACAUCGCGUAUAUCAGCUGAGGGCAGUGAUUCUGUUUGACAAUUCCAAAUUCAUGCGGGGAAAUAAUUGAGGGAAUGGCACCUUCCGCCAAUAAAAGAUUCAACAACCUCAGGAAGUGUGCGAUGGUUUUUAGAUAUUUUUGUUUACCGCAUCUGUGGUUUCUGUUGAGGAAAAGAAUGGACGGAUGCUAUCAUUUCCUGCCUGUUCCCAAGGCUCCUUGGCUAAUGGGCAGCUUAAUGGCUCAGGGUCACUGGGAAGCCACAAAGAUGGCGGAUCCUUGCAUUCUCAGAGCAGCUACUGUGACGACAUGCCGGCUAAGAAGAGACCUCGGCUACAGGCCCAGAGAAAGUUCGCCCAAUCCCAGCCCAACUCACCAAGUACUACACCUAUCAAAGUGGCAGAACCAGGGAACUUGAACACCAGCCAAGCCACUGUGCCCACCUCAUCUCUGUCAUCCAUCUCCACGUCAUCACUGUCCUCCUUCAUCCAGGAUCUGUCCAGACGGAAGCCCAAGACCGAGGACUUCCUCACAUUUCUCUGUCUCAGAGGUUCAUCAGCCCUGCCCAACAACAUGGCUUACUUUGGAAGCUCUCAGGAGGAGGAUGACCUGGAGGAAGACCAGGAGGAGGAUGUGGAGGAGGUGAAGAAUGGAGUUCACUCCCAUGGUGCAACCAGCAGCAACCAGGCCUCCGUCUCCUCCUGCCACUCAACACCUCGCAAAGGCAGGAUUCCUACCAGGCAGCCACUCAACGGACAUGUUUUCAACAACCAUGGAAAAGCAGGAACCAGAGAGAGUCCCAGGCCCAAGGUGGGAGCUCACAGCAGGGAUGUUCCUCCUCCGCCGCCCCUGCUGAGGGAGCGCAGCGAGCGGGCAGAAGCUCGGGAGCAAAUCAGGUUGCAGCAGGCCUUGGCCAGCAGUCGCCGUACUGCCAAUGGGCUGCCACCGAGAAGAGCUGCUGAGGAGCUACGCAAACAGUUUACCAAGGUGAAUGGACUGACUCGAGCAGGAUCGGCACGAGCUGCCAUCAAUGCCAAGAAGGACCGUGACUUCCGACUGCCGUCCAAAACUGUGAAGAAGUACACAGCCACUGUGUCCAAGGGCCAUGUCACCUACACCAAAGCCAAACAGCGAGAACUGGGCAGGAAAACCAAACUCCACAGCAGCAGCAGACACAACUGCGCCUCGGCGUCAGCGAACAAUCACAAUCAGCACAGCCAGCCAGCAGCCAGCAGCAGGCUGGCCCACUCAGGAAAAGCAGCGGCAACAGCCCACCACAGCAAUGCAAAAACACGCAAACAGGUGCUACUAUCUAACGGGCUUCACAAUAUGACGGCCGGAACCCGCCUCAACGGUCGGCUCAAUGGACAGCGGCACAAUUCGCUGCCCAAGGACUUUGAGAAGAGACAUUUGCAGAAUGGUCACGUGGAGUGUUCGGUAAGGGAGGGCCUGCGCAACUCCAAGCGACGGCUGGAGGUCGUGCUGACACCAGUGGGGCCGGGGGCCGCCGAGAAGACCAGUGGCACUGAGGCCAAAAAGGCCAAACUUCUGGCUUUGCCUCUGGAAACACGCAGCAGCAGCAGCAGCAAGAAAGCGCUCCCUCAUGAAAAGAUUCAGACGCCAACUGCCAAGCCCACCACUCCAAUUUGUAAUGGACAUGUGUCAGAAUCGCUCCCCUCUACUCCUAAACUGACUCCAUCCUCACUUCCACCCACUCCCCUAAACAAACAACUCCCGCCUUCUUCUACACCAGCAGCCAACACAGCGUCGGUGAACCAGCGACCUAAACGGGCGUCGGCGGGAAAGCUGAUGUUGAUUCGACAAGCACAGCAGCAGCUGAGCAGGUCACAUGGCCGCAGCUCCAGCUCCUCCCCUUCGUCAGGGCAGAAUCACGUAAAGACUUCAAGCACUACCUCAAAUCCUCAUCUGACCUCUGUCACCUCCUCCACCACCUCGUCUCUGCUUCCUUCCGCCAACGGCCCUGGAGAGACCAGACAAGCAGUAGUGCGAUCUGCCGAACGCGACAAGGAGUGGGAGCGCGAGAAGGAAAUGAUGCGUCGGAAGGAGCGUGAGCAGGAGAAGGAGUGGGAGAGGCAGCGGAGCUGGGCAGAAGGCUGGGGCGCUCUUGGGGACGUCCCCAUCUUUAGACCGGUGCCCCGGGAGUUCCAGGACCCCCUGGUGUACUUGGAUGCAGUGAGGGAACAGGCUGAGGCAGCCGGCAUGUGCCGCGUGGUGCCACCUCCAGACUGGCGGCCGGAAUGCAAAUUGAGCGAAGAGAUGCGUUUUGUGACACAGGUUCAGAGAGUGCACAUGCUGGGACGGCGCUGGGGCCCCAAUGUGCAACGGCUGGCGUGCAUCCGCAAACACCUCAAAUCUCAGGGCAUUACCAUGGAGGAGCCACCCGUCAUCGGCGGCUGUGAAGUGGACUUGGCUCGUUUUUUCCAGCUCAUCAACGAUAUGGGCGGCAUGCAGCAGGUGAUGGACCUGAAGAAGUGGACCAAGCUGGCCGACCUUCUGCGCAUCCCAAAGUCGGCGCAGGACCGGCUGGCCAAGCUGCAGGAGGCGUACCUCCAGUACCUUCUCUCAUAUGACUCGCUCAGCGCGGAUGAGCGCCUCCGGCUGCAGACCGAGGUACUGCAGGAGAAAAAGCAGCUGGAGUCUCGGCGGGGACCUUUGGAAGGGUUCUUGGACUCCUCAACUCCAAGUGCACUGGCGCUACCCCGCUAUGAGCCCAAGAACGGGCUAGUCGGUGGGAUAGUGGGAGGGGCACAAGUACCACACCGCACUAACGGAGUCUACCACCGUCUGAAGGAGCUGGAGGCUCAGGUCAAAGCAGGCCGGCGCCGGCUGUUUGCUCAGGAAAAACACGGCAAAGAGGACAAGCAGCAUGUGGAGGAGCAGGAGGAGGAUGACCAAAGUGUUGUGGGCGACCAACACAAGUGUAUUUACAAGGGGAAAUCGGUGUCGUUGACGAACUUCUUCAGGAUCGCCCGGAACACCAUGACUAUGUGCUUUAACAAGGAGCCUGGAGCUGCCGAGGUGGAGCAAGAGUACUGGAGGCUUGUGGAGCAGAGAGACAGCCACGUGGCGGUGCAUUGUGGGAAGGUGGACACUAGCACUCAUGGAAGUGGUUUCCCGACAGGAAAAUCAGAGCCAUUUUCAAAACACGGAUGGAACCUCACUGUCCUCCCCAAUAACUCUGGAUCCAUCCUGAGACAUCUUGGUGCUGUGCCAGGGGUGACCAUUCCCUGGCUAAACAUUGGCAUGGUCUUUUCUACCUCAUGCUGGUCUCGAGACCAAAAUCGCCUUCCGUAUAUUGAUUACUUACACACUGGUGCUGACUGCAUUUGGUAUUCUGUCCCUGCUGAGGAGAAGGCUAAACUGGACAAGGUGGUCCACACACUGCUGCAGGCCAAUGGGACCCCAGGACUGGAGAUGUUAGAGAAAAGCAUCAUGAUCUCUCCGGAGUUGCUGUGUCGCGAGGGUAUCAAGGUUUACCGCACCGUCCAGCGGAGCGGUCAGUUCGUGGUCUGCUUCCCCGGUGCCUUCGUCUCCAAAGUUUGCUGCGGCUACAGCGUGUCAGAGACGGUGCACUUCGCCACGCCACACUGGAUGAACCUCGGCUAUCAAGCAGCAAAGGACCUGAAAUGUCGGCGUAUCGCCAAACCUUUCUCCAUGGAGAAGCUACUGUACCAGAUUGCCACAGCCGAGUCCAAGCGAGACAACGGUCUCCUCCUCACCACCAUCUCCUCCCUCCUCAAAGACCUCAGGAACAUAGAGAUGCAUCAUCGGCAGGAACUUUUCAAAGCGGGUCUGCUCUCCUCCGCCCGCUACGGCACUCACGACAGCAGCCUGGUGCCCAGUGAGGCGCGGAAGAAAGCUCGCGGUAAAUGGCUGGCUCUGGAGUCGUCGGAGCGCCGCUGCCAGAUCUGCCAGGACCUCUGUUACUUAUCCAUGGUGGUCCAGGAGACUGACAACGUGGUCUUCUGUCUGGAGUGCGCCCUGCGCUACGUGGAGAAGCACAAGUCCUGCCGAGGCCUUAAGAUGAUGUACCGUUACGAUGAGGAGCAAAUUGACAGCUUGGUGAGGCAGGUGUGUGGGAGAGCCAUGGUGAAGAACGGAGGCAGCGGCGGCGCCGUCAUCGUAGGAGCGAUGGGCGAUUCGUGUCACUCCCCCCCACCGCAGAAGCGAGGGCCUCGGAAACGCUCCUCUGUGGAAGUGGCCCUGUCCCGCCUGUCCUCUAGCCACAUGCCCAAGGCCGCCGCUGUGUCCUGAGGGAGGCCGCUCACACCCUGCUACAUCUAUCACCGACCCACCUCCCCCUCCAUAUUUAAGAUGCGUUGGCGAAUAUUCACCUCCUCCCUUAGCGCGACGCGCUUGUUUACACAUUUAAACAAGGUGUCAUUUUUGCACUAGUGUGAAAGAAGAAUUAGGUCACAUGUAUUGGGACGCCUCCGAAACACAACACAAAACCUUUUUAAGUUCAGUUUUGCGACCGAGACUGAAGACACGCCUCCUCAUCAUGUGACAAAGUUGGACUCCCCCCCUCCCACAUCCAGUAGUACCCAAAGUCUCUCCCUUGUUCGGGGCAUCAGUGAGGGGGGUAAAACUUGAAAGACAGACAAUGUUUGUUUAUUGUUGGUUGGCGAUAUUUCCUCACCUUUUCAUUUGAAAAGUCUAGCUUUGUUUUGUUUUUUUCAAUAGUUUUUCUUUCUGUGUAUUUUAUUGUUUCGGUGGAUCGGUUGGCGUGUGAGUGUCGGCGGAGCGACCUCGCCGCUCGCCUCACUUCCUGGUUGUGUGGAGGCGCUUCCUCCUCUGCUUGCGAGUGAAAACUGUGCCUGAUACUUCGCGAGGAGAUCCGAUUCUUGGUGCUGUUGCUUCCAAUUACUGUAUAACAACACAAAUGUUCAAAUCCCGCCUGGCCCCCACCUCACAGGGCGGACUGGCCUCCAGGCUUCUCUGCGUCUUGAUGUGCAAUCGUGUUAACAUUCCAUUCUUCCCGCAGUUUCAUCUGUACCAGUCAACAUGAAUUAUUCUAUUAUUAUUGUUAUUUUUAUUAUUAUUAUUUUAUGUUGCGUUUUAACUUUUCCUGAUGUGUUUAACUGCCAAAGGCUGUUGUAUUCACCGGACGGGGGAAAAAAAACAUGUUUUUCUGAAUGAUCAGCCAGGAGCCUGUUGAAGGUGAGAGAGAGCAGGAAGUGAGUUGUGUGCAGGAGCACACAUGAUCUACCUCUGGACCAUGAAGUUGGUGCAAGAGUUUAAAAGACAUAAAUCCAUACUAAGAAUGAAAAGUUACAUCCGCUAAAGCUUGCUCUUCAAAAAAAGGUUUUGUCAAUUUAAAAAUUCAUCCUCAGCAAUUUAGCGAAAGACAGAAGGCUGGAUUCAGAACAGCAGAUUUCCCGACCGGAAACGCAACACCUGCCUGUGCAGUUAUCUCCAGUAGAGCCACUAGUGUGAGUGUCAAAUGUGAAAUAUCAAACCCUCUUACUAUCUUUAUUUUUUCCAUUUCUGUUUUUGAAGAAACAUUACGACCACCACCACAUUUUUUCUGUACAUAAUCCUGUAAAUGUCUUUAAAAUACGAGCCUUUUUGCGGCGUCGAGUGGGAGAGAAGGAAGGAUCGGAGAGGAGGAUGAAGAAAAAGCCUUACAUUACCCUUUCUUCAUCCGUGUGAGUGUCACGCUUACAGGGUUGCUCUGCUAAACAUGUAUAAAAUUUGAAGUGCUGCUUAAGAGAUAAGAUUAUGAGUAGCCAACAACUGCCCCCCCUUUCCCCCUUUAACUAGUCUUUCUUUGUUUAGCUUUACUUUUUUAAAGAAAAGGGAAAAAAGUGAGAGAUGUUCACACAAAAAAGAUGGGUUUUUACAUUUUCAUUGCUGAAAAUUCAACAACAAUGUCGUAGCUUCUCAUGUUGCACUGAGCUUGUCAGUGGAGACUGUCAAGAGAAAUCCACUUUGUCGUCGUCCCUGCAGAAGACUGAACUGUUUUUGGACUAUUUAAAGAAACUGAAACGGAAUAACAGUGGUUGUCAAGUUUUUAUGGCCUUACCAUAUUUCUCCCUCUUACGUUUUGUUUGUUCAGUUUAGCUCGAUUGUUUCCAUUUUUCUACAAACGACUUGCUGACAGCGGGAUCUCUGGUGACUUUAUUUAUUAGCGCCGCAGCUCGGCAGCUCUCCCUCCUCAUGGAAAGAGUCUCAUAUUGGUUUUAUUGACAGUUUUUUACUUUUGCAGUUUGUACCUGAGGUUUAAUAAAAAUGUACCGACAAGUCUUUUUUGCAUAUU